This is a messenger RNA of Malaya genurostris, 3332 nucleotides long. Its product is annotated as dynein axonemal intermediate chain 7-like. NCBI's taxonomy places the organism in Eukaryota, Metazoa, Arthropoda, Insecta, Diptera, Culicidae. The transcript has 10 exons. Gene Ontology annotation, molecular function: microtubule binding; beta-tubulin binding. The record is from RefSeq and is a predicted model, not a curated record. The coding region runs from base 1 to 3159 and encodes 1052 amino acids.
AUGGUUGUGGCUAUUGAUUUUCCUCUUGACUGUGAAAACCAACCCCGUUGUUUCGGCGCGAGUCCCAAAAAGAAGAUGUCGAAAAAGGAGCGAGCCCGUCUAGAGGCUGAACAAGCCGAACACCAACGGAUGGAACAGGAACGGGAACGACAGCGGAAAGUCGAGGAGGAAAAAAUGCGCAAGGUGCGGGAGAAGGAGGAAGCUGAACGCAAACAAGUUCAGGAGAUAGUUGCCAACAAACUGAGGAAAACCCAGCUGGAAGAGAGUUACAAAUAUUUUUCCUUAAUUACGGAUGAGGUGAAGCGUUUGCAUGGCCAAUUGAAGAAGGAUCGAGAAUGGCAUCAGUACAUGCGGUGCAACGGUUUGCCGAAUGCGUUUGACCCUGCGGAUCUGAGGAAAUAUUUACACAUCUGGUGCGAUAACAUGCGCUUAUAUAACGAACGGGAGCAGAACUGGCUGCUGUGCACCAACGAGCAGAGCAUAUUGACGCAAGACGGAACCGUUGCCAACAUGUCGCGCGAGAGCCUGAAGCAACAGCAACCGGAAAUCGGAAACGUUUAUGCAGCUAAAGCGAAGGAAGUUUUGGGGAUAUUGGAAGAGAUAGACGACGCACUGCACGACACGGAUAUGACACUGGCGAUGAUUGAUGAUUUACACGAGAUGAAAACCGAAUUCCGACGGGUGCUGUUGCGUUACAUCGACGAGUUUGCGUACAAAAUUCUGAGUAACAUCGAUCGUGACAUGGCACACAACGGGUUGCUCGAAGUAACCCAUAAGUACGAAUCGGAUGUGUUCAAAACGCAACUUUACGGGCUUCGGGAUAUGCCGACACCCCAGCUCAACCCAAAGGAAAAGGCCAAGGAGGACAGCAAGCACACUGAUAUUGACUUUCCCUUGCUCGGGUUUCAUCUGGUGCUGCCAGCAGCUGUAAAGUGCCAUCACUCAGCAAUAAGAGGUUUAUGGCUAAGUUAUGAUCAUUUCAGUGACUAUUGUCCGACCUACGACAUGCCAUAUCGUCAAGAUCAUCGAGCUGAUUUGCGAAUUAUUAGCCGAAUUGAAUGGAAGAAACGAAAGGAAAUCCUUAAAGCCGUUUACGAAGAGCCUCGUGAAAAGCGUCCGGACGAUUCCGAGGACGACGAAAGAUCGCACCAGUUUAUCGAUAUCGAUAAAAUUUACACCGAACACGCGGACGAACUGAUGAAGAAGGAACGCGCCAAGAAGGGUACGAAGGCGCUGAGUCUGGGUGAACAUGACGUGAAUAUGAGAAGCCAUCGCAUAAUAGCCGGAGUUUAUUGCAUCGAUUAUCUGGAGCAACCGAUACAGAGUGUAAAAAUUGGAAGGAAAUCAUUACUCCGAACUGUGCCCCAGCCGGGACAACUAACAAGAAAGAAAUUCUAUCAACCGUACCGACCGCCGCCAACUCCUCAGCCGGGUGUGCGGCGGCUGCCAGAGGAAAUCGAAGCCGAGAUCAAACAGAUGGAGGAAAACCUCGACAAGCUUACACUGGUAACACUGGAACUGCCGGAGAAUGUGUUCUGGUUCGAGCCACCGAUUGUGUGCCGCUGGGAGCUGAUGGAGGAAACGCUCGAGUCGGAACCUGGUUUUACCAAGUACCUGGAGAAACACAAACAAAUGGUGCAGGCCUCCAAGCAGCGCAAAGCGAAAGCAUCCCGGGACCGAAGGACGAAAUAUAUUGAAGAUUUCAACAUCCUCGAUAUUCCACCACACGUGCCACUCAGCUCCAUCGUGUCGGACUUCGUAGUACCGAAACUGCCGGAAAACUAUACGGUGAAAAUUAUCCCACAGGACGAUAAGAAAAAAAGCAAACGGCUGCUAAACGACGGGCGGAAAUCUCGCGAGAAGAAAAAGAAGCUCAAUAAAGUGCCAUCCAGUACGGCCAUAACCAAUAUCAUAUACGAAACAAAACUACCCUCCUAUCUAUUUCCGCCGGGUUGUGGUAGUAAGAUACUUAAAAUAUGGGACCGUAAAAGUAAACAACGCUAUCCGUCGCUACCGGAGGAAAGUGACGAUCCGGGUGAGUAUGAUGACUCCGACAAUGAGGGUGGGAAGGCCGUCAGCAGCAGCAGCAGCAACAGAAGGAAACAAUAUCUAUUUUCAAAGUUCAUGAAAGAUUUGGACGAACUAAUUGACAUCAAAACACCAAAGUUCGACUUCAAGAUUGAGGAAAUUGUCGCAAAUGUGGGAAAAGCCGAACACGGCAGACAUGCCAUUCAGUUGAUGCGAGCAGAGGAGAAAGCACGGGAACGGGAACGCAAAAAACCUGUGCCGAAGAGUAAAUUCGAUUCGGACGACGAAGCGGUGGACUACGGGGACAUCCUGGAGGUGGGUAAUUACGUGAUGGUGGACAAAGAGAGAGACUAUGUGGGCAAAUGGACAACCAGGGAUAUUCACGAUGUGAAAUUCAAUGAGGACAAAUUAACAAUACAGUUUCGGAUUGGGCGGUUGGGUGCAAUUGGAUUUGCCGCCAACCGAUACAGUAAUUUACCGUAUCAAACGUGGGAGCUGAAACCUGAUAUCAAAAAUCCGGGCAACGUGACAUUCAGCUUAACAGCGGCCGUUGUUAGUACGGAAAUCACUAUCACGGAGGUGGGAUUCCGGGUCAACUCCCUCCAGGGUGGACCGACACAGGCACUGCAGGACACCAUCGGACAGAUCAUGCCACUGCGGAAAAUGAUAAACACGCUACGGUUGGCCGCGGUGGAUCUCUUUCCCGAAGAUGACGCAUUCAACUAUUCCGAAGGGUCGUGCGAGAAGAAUCCUAUCAUGGAGUCCCAUCUGUACGACUGCAUGGGACUGCUGGCUGCAACCCACAACUUUGGUUCGUCCCGCUGGAAUUUACCGUCUGGGUGCCGGAUGUGCGUGCUGUUGAUGCGUGAAAUCGUCGAACAUCGACGCGUGCCGAAUCACUCCACACUGCUGGUCACUCCGUUGAAGGCAACCAUUGUGGAUUCUCUGGAGGUUUCACCCGUUUUCAACACCACCCCAGUCGAGAGCAUGGGACAUUACGCCGAUCUGUACCAUCUGGCACGGGAACAUUCGCAACCGUCGUCCAAGCUGAAACAGGAAAACAUGAGCCUCAUUCUAAGAGACAACGUCGUCCAGCUGUUGAAGUCGGUUCGUCCAUUAUGUUUUUCGUAACAGUAAAAAUAUGCCUAUGCUAUUAGUUUUAUUCUUCUUCUAGUAAGUAGGUUACAAAUCUAUCAAUCAAUGUGUAACUUUUCCAAAGUGUUUUCAUCCUGAAAGAAGAAUCAAUUUAACCAUUGUUAAUGAAAUUAUCUCCAGCCUGGUAAUAAGAUUCUCAGUCCGUCAUC